AUGAAAGUUGUUCUCACCGCAGCGACCGGUGCGUUGACCACCUUAUCCAAACGUAGAUGGGCUGAAACUAUCUUUCGGGCUGUUGCGGCCCAGUUGGGUAUUCGUUCGACGACCGUAUCGGGUUCCGUUGAUCAGUCAUCAAUUGGGACCGGUGGAAGCGAUGGUCCUCCCGUGUCAAGUUUGAUCGCUGAAAACGGAACUACGCAUCGGGAAGCGUCCGACCCGACACCUUAUGUGUCCCUGGAUGCACGAUGGGAUGGCGUAUUCCCGCCAAGACCCCCGCGGCCAGAAGAUAUAGUAAUCCCGACCGAUGCGGAAGACGGUGCUGAACCGUUAGAUCUGGGAAGUUGA
Echinostoma caproni is the source of this 351-nucleotide messenger RNA. The record is from the annotation of a GenBank genome assembly. NCBI's taxonomy places the organism in Eukaryota, Metazoa, Platyhelminthes, Trematoda, Plagiorchiida, Echinostomatidae.